AUGGAUGAAAAAAAAGAACAAUUACAAUCAAAAUAUUUACAAUUCAGCCAACAGAUAGUUGAAGAUCCUGCCAAUCAUGAAAUACAUCAACAAAUGGAACAAAUUCGUAAUGAUUUGAUUGAUAUUGAAAACAAGUCUAUGUCGUCGUCAUCAUCAUCAUUAUCACCAACAAUAAUUGUUGAAGAAGAAGAACAACCAACGAAUGAAACAGGUUUAUCAAUUCAACAAAACAUAUACAAGCAUAUGAAAUACUUGUUUAAUUGGACCAGUGCUGUUAUUAUAGGACUUAUGAUUACUAUAAUUGGUGCUUUCGUUCUCAAUCAAGUUUCAGGAAAAAAAGCUUUAAUUGUAUGUUCUAUCUGUUCAUUGAUUCUUGUUUUUGUUUAUGUGUACCACAUCAUAGCAGAAAAAGAAUGUGAAAAUAAUCAAAUAGUUGAUUCAGAACCUGAAGAAUUAAACUAA
Molecule: messenger RNA, 462 nt
Organism: Rotaria sp. Silwood2
Lineage: Eukaryota; Metazoa; Rotifera; Eurotatoria; Philodinida; Philodinidae
Source: the annotation of a GenBank genome assembly